CGUCGGCAUGCGUUGUCAUCCGACGCCAGCUGACCGUCAUCCUUUUCAUAGGCAUUCUGGCUCAAAACGUUAGCCCGUUUACCUCACAGCUCGCGUUUGUCCAUUGAGGCAUGCCCCUUACGCCCGAGAAGACCAGCCCGCUGAAGAUGGACGGCGCUGCUUCGGCCGCUGGCACGGACGGCGGCGCAGCUCUGCGAGCGUCCGCGAAGUUGACGCAGGUCUUCUUGGCGGCGCGCGACCAGCAGACGGCCGAGAUCCUCGACGAGAUGGGCGACGAUUUGGAGCUCCAGCUCCUAGUCAAAAACUUCAUCAAGCAGUACAAAUCCGAGAAAUCCAUUGCGGAGCAGAACCUCAUGAGCAUCGGCGAUAUGGUCCAGAACACGGUGUCGAGCCGCAAGCGGAAGGCCGAGGGCGAGGCAGUCGUGGAGGAGGACUCUGGCGACGACGACGAGCCCGAGAGCCAGAAACUUCGCAGGGGCCAGCUCGUAUUCGCGAGCUGGGCAAAGAAGUUGAUCGAUGCUUGCCUCUUCUUCGUGGACCGCAAAUGCAUGGACAAGAUGACGCUGAAGGCGCUCACGCUGCUGAGCAAACAAGAAUUGAUGGAGAUCGGGUUCGAUAUCGCCAUGUUUGGGGACGAACUCGACCGCGUGGCGGUCGAUGACACCAAGGAGCUGUUCAAGUGCAUGAAGAAGCUCUACGUGUUGUUGGGCAGUCGGUGGCAGUACCUCGAAAUCAACACGGAGCACGGGACCAUCGUGUGGGACAGCUGCGCGCCGUGGACCAUUCGUUCGCAAAGCGAACAAGGGGUGACUGUCGUUUUGCGCGCAUGGGCCGUCCCAGUGAAAGGUACCGCCGAGGAGGAGAAGGACGUCGUGGUGGAGGUCGGGCCGACUCACCUCCUCGACGACAAGGGCCCGUUCACCGUGACGUCGCCGUACAGCAUCCGGCGUGCUGCGCUGCUUUCGGAAUCCACUGGCGAGCAGUACACCUUGUAUUCGAUGAUCCCCCAGUUCCGCCGCAGGCUGGCGAAGAGGCCCUCGGAGGUGGAGGGCGUCGCCAACCAGAUGCGCAAGACCGUGGCGCAGGCCAAGGCGGAGGCCUCCAGCAAGAAGGCGAAGGCGAAGGCCCCCACUGUCAAGAGGCUGGGCCCCGCAAGCGCUGCCGAAACGGGCGCCUCCGGCUCCGCGGGGCCAGCGGGGGGGAAGGCCGCGGGGCCCGCCACUGCAACGGGUCCGAAAGCAUCUGCGCCGAAGGCGGCCGCGCAGGCGGGCGGGGGGCCGGCGGGCGCUGUGCCGGGCGCGGCGCCCGAGGGCCCGACAGGGCCCCCUGAUGCAGCAGCCGCUGAGCAGCCAGCAGCCGCUGAGCAGCCAGAGCAGGAGUCUCCCCCGUCGCCUCCUCCUGCGGAGGUUGCGGGAGGCAGCUGAAGAAUUCGACCGAUCGUCUUGGGGUUGCCCAGGUGGGCGAGCUCUGUUUUGCCGCCUAGAUGCUCGCGUGUUUUGCCGCCGCCUCCCACCCAGGCGCGAAACACUUUUUGUCGUCUGCGGAACGUGCUCUUUGGCAAACGCCUGCCCCGAUGUGGAACGAGAGCCGCCGCCUCUGCAGGUGGGGGCCCCGCCAGGAGGCCCUCUAGCCACUUGCCGGCGGCGGAUUUCGAACCAGCGCGCUCUUGGCAGGGUGUGUACAUAGCUAGGUUGGCUUUGACAAAAAAGCUCCGCCCGGAGCAUUUUUUAAGCUGCCGCGCUUCUCGAUUUCGUCUGCGCGGGUGCUUUAGGUAUCUCGGGGCGGUCUGCUAUGCAUGACGCCGCAGAUCAUCAUCGUCAUCGUUGUCCAGCUGCCAGCGGCUCGUCCCGCCACCGUGACAGUCUAGCUUUAUGGGCGUCAGCUGUGCGAGGGAG
Molecule: messenger RNA, 1895 nt
Organism: Prorocentrum cordatum
Lineage: Eukaryota; Dinophyceae; Prorocentrales; Prorocentraceae
Source: the annotation of a GenBank genome assembly